GCGCUUCCUGCGGGAGGAGGAAGCGGCUCCGCCCGCCAUGGAGGACCCGCCGAGCUCCUUCCGAUUCCGCCGGGCGGCGGUUGCGGCCGCCGGGCUCAUCCGCUACCGCCGGGGGGGCCCCGGCCGCGGGCUGGUGCUGCGGGACGUGCGGCGGGGCCGCGGGCCGGACAUCAAUGAUGCUGGGCAUAGGUACCACCUGGAAUUUGUGCUGGAAGACUUGCAUGACAAAGACAGCACUGUUAACUGCACUGCCGAGGUUCUUUAUCAUCUGGGCAACAGAAACACCCCUCCCGAUGUGCAGUUCACAACUGAGGGAGAACUCGAGAGCAGCGAUGAAGCAGAUCACCGGUUCUACAGCCAAAUCAAGAGCCUGGAGAAGGAGCUUGUGGCAGAAAACAUACCAGACAGCCACGGGAACGUGCCCCCGGCGCUGGUCCCCGUCCGCCUGCUCGCCUGGGCCGCCGCUGGCUACGUGAUCUGGCACAACUCGACCGAAGACACCGAGCUCCAUCUCGCCCAAAUCAAACACGUGAAGCAAGUGAGGAGAAGCGAUGAGCAUCUUGAAUUUGACUACGUGAUUUUACUCCACGAUGUGGUAUCCCAGGACGUCAUUCCCUGGCGAAUUACAGUUCUCUGGCACCCCCAGCAUGGUGUUCAAGUCACACGAGCCGUCAACCAAGACAUGCACCAGCGUAACGGAGCGGCGGGUGGCACCGCGGCAGGAGCUCCAGCGCCACAAUGAGCAGCCGAAGGGAGGGCGGAGAAGGUGCCAAGAAAAAGUCCUUCCUCCAGUCAGCUUUUCCUGCACAUUGCGCUUUGAUCUGAUCAUCCCAAAUGCACUUUUUCUGCUACGUAAUCAAAUUCUGCAUCAAAAUAGAUUUUAAAAACCUCUGUCGCCAGAGAGACUUACGGCACAGGCGCGGAGACGUUCUCCCUAAAGGCGACUUUUGGCUUUCCCAUGGUGCAAGGGCAACCGUAUUCUCUUUCCAUCCGCUGCAGGAAGAAAAAGCAGAAUGAAACACAGAGUUGCUCCAUCGGAACAAUACACUGGAAACAACUUUAUCUGCAGAUCUUGCUGACACGAGAAACUUAAUCAGGGUUAAUCAGUUUUUCGGUUUGGGGUUGAUUGGUUUUUGGGGUCUUGGUGGUUUUGUUUGUUUGUUUUUCUUUUGAUGUUCUGCAUUUUCCGCUGUCAUUCUGCAGUCAUCCUUGUUCAGGGGCUAUAGCUUUAGAUGCAAUAAGAGGGAAUGGCAGUCAUUAUUUUACUCGAAUUAAGGCUUUCUGACAAAAAGCCAUCUUUUCUUCAUUCUGUCAACAUUUCAGAUGCGUCAACUUGAAAGAAAGAAAUAAAUCACUGUAAGUAACUAUUC
Molecule: messenger RNA, 1370 nt
Organism: Columba livia (rock pigeon)
Lineage: Eukaryota; Metazoa; Chordata; Aves; Columbiformes; Columbidae
Gene: LXN
Product: latexin
Exons: 6
Coding region: 38-742 (234 amino acids)
Molecular function (GO): metalloendopeptidase inhibitor activity
Source: RefSeq, a predicted model, not a curated record